AUGGCUGAAUUCCUUGUGGAGAUGGUGUUGGAACAAUUUGCUUCAAUCACUCGUCAACAGGCAGAAGAAGGGAUUAGGCUGAUUGCAGGUGCUGACCAAGAAGUUCAAAGGCUUCAAAGCAACUUCGGGUCCAUUCAAGCUCUGCUUGAUGAUGCUGAGAACAGACAGGUUAAGGAAAACGCCGUGAGAGAUUGGUUAGCCAAGCUUAAAGACGUGUCUUAUGACAUUGACGAUGUGCUGGAUGAGUGGAACACGAAGCUUCAGAAAUUGAAAAUUAAGAAAGCUGAAGCUGCAUUUAAUCCACUGAAAAAGGUAUGUUUCUUCAUUCUUCACUAUCUCGGUUGUAGACCAUUGGUUAUGCGCUAUGACAUUGGUGUCAAGAUUAAAGAUCUUGAUAGAAAACUAAAUAUUAUUGCUGCGGAAAAAGAGAGGUUCACCUUUAGAUCAAUUGCAAAGGGGAACGCAGAUAUACAACGGCCAACGACAACCUCUGUUGUUGAUUUAACAAAGGUUUAUGGGAGAGAAGAUGAUAAGAAUAGAAUUGUAGAUUUAUUGUUGAGUCAGAGUAGUUGUACGCAAGACCUCUACAUCAUCUCUAUAGUAGGGAUGGGAGGAAUUGGUAAAACAACUCUCAUCAAAUCAGUUUUUAAUGAUAAUAAGGUGAGCACUCAUUUUGAGAUUAAAAUAUGGGUAUGCAUUUCCGAGCCCUUUGAUGAGCUUAGGAUUGCUAAAGCAAUUCUUGAAUCUCUUACAAAUAGUGCACCAAACUUACAUGAGCUAGAAACUGUGGUACAAAACAUACGUCAACUUUUAGACAGAAAGAAGUUUCUUCUUAUCUUAGACGAUGUAUGGACUGAAGAUCCAAAAAAUUGGGAAAAUUUGAAAUCUUCUCUUACGUGUGGUUCUCCAAAAAGUAGAAUUUUGGUGACCACACGAAAAAAGGAAGUUGCAAAUGUCAUAGGAACCACCAAAAUUAUCCUACUAGGGACACUUCCUGAGGAUAAGUGUUGGUUAUUAUUUAGUCAAAUUGCUUUUUCUGGAGAAACCAUUGAAGAAUCUAAUGAAUUGGUGGAAAUUGGUAGGAAACUUGUCCAAAAGUGUAAGGGUUUGCCGCUCGCUGUAAAGACUUUAGCUAGUCUUUUGUAUUAUAAAAAAACUUUUGAUGAAUGGCAAAAUAUCUUAGACAGUGAAAUUUGGGAAAUAGAAAGGGUAGAACAAGAGGUUUUUCGACCUUUACUAUUAAGUUAUUGUGAUUUGCCCUGUACUUAG
Mangifera indica (mango) is the source of this 1269-nucleotide messenger RNA. RefSeq names its product putative disease resistance protein RGA3. Gene Ontology annotation, molecular function: ADP binding. The transcript has a single exon. The record is from RefSeq and is a predicted model, not a curated record. NCBI's taxonomy places the organism in Eukaryota, Viridiplantae, Streptophyta, Magnoliopsida, Sapindales, Anacardiaceae. The coding region runs from base 1 to 1269 and encodes 422 amino acids. Gene Ontology annotation, biological process: defense response to other organism.